CCAGCAAUGACUAUUUAUGGCGGCUCGGCCUCUCCGGUGCUCCCAUCGUAUCGAACUGUGACGGUGAAAUCGCAUGGACACCAAAUGAUGGGUCCGACGAUGCCCACUCGCCGAGCGGAAACGGAAGUGAAUUAUUUUACGGUCCGACCUUUGACGCAGCCGUUGUAUACAAGGACUCAAUUGAACCCUAUUAAGGAGGGUUAUGCAGUGCAGCUCAGAUCUCCGGUGGUUGUGAAUAGACAGUUGCCGAGGAGCCCUAUAGUGUCACCGAGACUUCCAGCGCCUCGAACUGUGAUGCCGGUGGAGCGGUAUAGAGCACCGUUGACAACGCCUAGUCUAGCGUAUAACACUCCCGCAGUUGGGUUUAGAACGCUGGUGACUCCGGUUCAACCCCCGGUAGCUGUACCUAGUACCUGUGGUCCGAUUAUGUAUAGGCCAGUGCGUAGUUAUCACAUGAAGAUGCCAGCGUUGGAUCAGUCUCUUAAGACGAGUGGCCCUAUCCAGUUCCCAUCAUCAUCAUUUAUAUCUACUACUCCUGCUACGGCGGCUCAGUCGGGAGCUCAUUUGUGGCAGAGGAGAAGCGACAGGUUGUUGAGUUCAAACGAUGAGUGGCUUGAUGAGAGCCUAAGUGUUCCGGCUGGCAUACGAGCGGCUUUGGAAAAGUUGGCUCCAGGUGGGAGAGGCAACCGACUGACUCGACAUAUCCUCGCCCCUGUGUUGGAAGGGAGCUAUUCUACUGUGGGGUAUUACGAUAAACGCCGUGUGGAGAAUAAUUUGAGACGACUCGUUGAGCACGUAGAGGAGUGGUGGAGCGCAAGAGAGGAAAAUGAAGUCGACUUCGGCACCUUAUAUGACAAGUUUAUUUGGGUUGGACUUGUGGCCAGCGGGGUUAGCACUGAGUGA
Molecule: messenger RNA, 903 nt
Organism: Perkinsus marinus ATCC 50983
Lineage: Eukaryota; Perkinsozoa; Perkinsida; Perkinsidae
Exons: 9
Coding region: 7-903 (298 amino acids)
Source: RefSeq, a predicted model, not a curated record